Messenger RNA from Penicillium concentricum, 465 nucleotides. Its product is annotated as ribonuclease III domain-containing protein. The coding region runs from base 1 to 465 and encodes 154 amino acids. Gene Ontology annotation, molecular function: ribonuclease III activity. NCBI's taxonomy places the organism in Eukaryota, Fungi, Ascomycota, Eurotiomycetes, Eurotiales, Aspergillaceae. The record is from RefSeq and is a predicted model, not a curated record. Gene Ontology annotation, biological process: RNA processing. The transcript has 2 exons.
AUGGUUAUCUUUAUGGACCUCCCCUCGGACCAGGAAAUUGAGGUCUUUGAGAAUGUGGUUCUCCAGAAGGUCUACCAUUUCACCCAGCGAGCUCUGAUUCGCGAGGCUCUUCAAGGCUCGGCGCCAUUCAAUGCCGGGGGCAAUAAGACCCUCGCCAUGGCUGGCGAUGCGCUUCUUGACCAAAGCCUUAUUGAUCAGGGUCGAUCGAGAAAGAAGUCACCAGAAGAGAUUACGAACGUCCUCAACACGGUGGCCUCUAACAAAAACUUGAGGGACCGGGCCAUUGCCAUUGGUCUUGAUCCCUUUCUCAUCAAGAAUCCGGGCCAGUGGGGCGUUAUAGCCGGGAAAAAUGUCAUGGCUGAUGCCAUGCAAGCUAUCAUUGGUGCUGUCUAUUAUGACUCCAACAAGAACCGCGAGGACUGUGAAAGAGUCAUGGCUGUCCUCGGCAUCUCUUGGCCCGAGUGA